This is a messenger RNA of Somion occarium, 989 nucleotides long. The record is from the annotation of a GenBank genome assembly. NCBI's taxonomy places the organism in Eukaryota, Fungi, Basidiomycota, Agaricomycetes, Polyporales, Cerrenaceae.
GCUCCUGCACUUCACCUUCAGCGGUCACCAUCAUGCCGAAACAUUAUUGCGAUUAUUGCGAUGUCUUCUUGACUCACGACUCGACAUCAGUUCGCAAGGCACAUAAUAGUGGUCGUAAUCAUCUCGCCAAUGUCAGGGAUUACUAUGCCUCUCUUGGUCAUGACAAAGCGCAGAGCAUCAUUGACCAAAUCACAUCAGCUUACGAGUCUAGCGGCGGACCUCCUCCCGGAGGCUUUGGUUUCGGCCCUCAACACCUUGCGCCUCCAGCCCCUGGGUUUGGGGGUCCACCGAUGGGCUUUGGAGGUCCCGGAGGCCCUCCGCCAUACGCUCGUCCUCCAUUCCCUCCUAUGAUGGGUCCUCCAGGUGCGCCCCCUUUCCCUCCAGGUAUGGGUCCUCCCCCUCCAGGUAUGGGCCCGCCGGGUAUGGGUCCUCCUCCACCGGGAAUGGGUCCCCCGGGCGGCUUUAACCCAGGUCCGCCACCUUUCCCGCCGACUCAGGGUGCACCGACGGGUCCUCCGGGCUCGAUGCCUCCAAGCGGUAAUUUCCCUCCUCCCGGUCAAGGUCCUCCAGGAGGUGGUUUCAGCGGUCCUCCUGGUGGUUUUCCCCCAUCUCAAGGUCCACCAUCUGGCCAGGAUGGAUCUGCCGUACCUGGCGUACAUCCUGACAGACUUCGAAUGAUGGGUGGAAGGUAAAACAUCGAGCUAUAGUUCAAUUCACAUCUUGCGGUACCACCGAGGAGCAUCGGUUUGUUUUCUUCUGGUUAGUAUGAGUUCACUGCUGCAUAUUGUUUCUCUGAUUCUCUGUAAUACAACUCUCUGUCAUGCAUAUCUUGUAAGUGUCGUGAUCUCUAUAUCUAUCUUAUUGAUGAUACAAAAGGUCAUGAGGCUCUUCAGCUGCUUAGUUGAUCCUGAUGUAGAAUAGAAUAGAUGUGUACUGGAGCUGAAACUGGUUUAGAGAACUAGGCAGAAUUGAAUUGAAUUUGAUCGUGA